Messenger RNA from Gigantopelta aegis, 4950 nucleotides. Its product is annotated as thioredoxin domain-containing protein 3 homolog. NCBI's taxonomy places the organism in Eukaryota, Metazoa, Mollusca, Gastropoda, Neomphalida, Peltospiridae. Gene Ontology annotation, molecular function: nucleoside diphosphate kinase activity. The transcript is spliced from 33 exons. The coding region runs from base 109 to 2865 and encodes 918 amino acids. The record is from RefSeq and is a predicted model, not a curated record. Gene Ontology annotation, biological process: CTP biosynthetic process; UTP biosynthetic process; GTP biosynthetic process.
CGUUACUCCGUUGGCAGGUGUAAACUAAAAAGGAAUCGAAGUGUUGUCUGCUGCGUUUUCUUUUCGACUUUUGUAGGAUAACGGAUUUGUUAGUAGAAGCAAGAAAUAAUGGCUCGUCGUAAACACGAAGUUCAGCUGCAGCAGGAGAUAGAGACAACCGAAGAAUGGGAGGAACUCAUGGCAAAAGAAGGAUUAUUUGUGAUCGAUGUGUAUCAGGAAUGGUGUGGGCCAUGUAAUGCGUUGGUGGCCAACUUCCGCAGGCUGAAGAAUGAAAUUGGAGACGAUCUCCUUCAUUUUGCCAUUGCAAAGGCAGAUACAAUAGAAGCCCUGGAUAAAUACAGAGGACGAUGUGAACCAUGCUUCCUCUUUUAUGCUGGCGGUGUUCUUGUGGCGGUGAUCCACGGUGCGCGGACGCCAGAGAUCCAGAGAACAAUCACGGAGCAGCUCCAACAGGAGCACAAGGUCCAGGAUGGCGCUGCUGAAAGAAAGGAGGUCAGAGAUCCAAUCAUUGUGGCUAUGGAAGAUGAUGAAAAACUAAAUAUGGAGGAGGAUCAUGUAAAGGAGGAUGAAGAAUCAGAAAUGUAUUUUAGAGGAGAGCGCAUUAUAUUUGGUGACCCAGAGUUGGAGAAAUCAGAGGUUAAAGGCUUCACAGUUGCACUUAUCAAGCCAGAUGCAGUGCAGAGUGGAAAGGUGGAUGAAAUCAUUGAACAGAUGGAAGAGGCUGGAAUUGAAAUAAUAGCGAAGGAGGAACGGCAACUGACGGAAGAGGAAGCAAGAGAGUUUUACUCCCAUCUCGAGGGAGAGGAUUACUUUGAAGACCUGAUCGCGUUCAUGAGCAGUGGACCGAGUUUUGCCCUUGUGUUGACCAAGGGUCAAAAAGGGGAUAAUGUCCUACAGGAGUGGAGGGAGAUGCUGGGACCCCCCACCGUCGAGAAGGCCAAGGAGGAAGCUCCAGAGAGCCUGCGAGCCAAGUAUGGUGCCAACAGUUACAUGAAUGCUCUUCACGGCAGUGAUUCGCCGGAGAGGGCAGCCAGAGAACUUGCAUUCUUCUUCCCGAAUUUGGCUCUUCCCACAGUGUCCGCUGACCGAUCACACAGACCACAGAGGACUCUGGCUCUUAUUCGACCGGACGCAUUUAGGAAGCACAAAGAUGAGAUCAUGGACAAGAUUAAAGAAGCCGGUUUCCGCGUGGCUCUACAGAAGGAAAUGACGCUGACGAAAGAGCAAGCCGAGGAGUUCUACAAAGAACACCGAGACAAACCAUACUUCGAAGAGCUCACCACUCGAAUGUCAAAUGGUCCUUUGAUGGCCCUGGGACUGGCUCGAGAGGAUGCUGUGAAGGGCUGGAGGGACAUGCUGGGGCCACCCGAAGUGGAGGAGGCUAAGCAACAAGCCCCCGACAGUCUCCGAGCCUUGUUUGCUGACGACUUACCUAUAAAUCCCAUCCAUGGGUCCGACAGUGAGGAGUCUGCUCAACAAGAACUUCAGUAUUUCUUCCCCAUGGAACAGACUGUGGCCAUCAUCAAGCCUGAUGCUAUUGGAACUAAGGAUGAGAUUGUUUCCAAGAUUCACGAAGCUGGUUUCAGGAUCGCCGCAAGAAAAGAAACCCAGAUUACGAGAGAUAUUGCGGAGGAGUUUUAUAGCGAACACAAAGACAAAGACUAUUACGAAGACCUUGUUGAACACAUGGUCAGUGGUCCCACACUGUUCAUGGUGCUGUCACGGGAAGAUGCUGUUAAAGGCUGGCGAGAGACGAUAGGUCCGACAGAUCCAGAGGUAGCGAAAACAGAGGCACCAGACACAUUGAGAGCACAUUUUGGUGAAAAUAUAUUGAAGAAUGCUGUUCACGGCAGUUCCAAUCCGGAACAUGUGAAGCAGUCUAUAAACAAAGUAUUCGGUCCUCUAGAAUUCAACCCAGAUGGUACUGUUAAAGUUGGUACUGUAGAAAUUGAAGCCACAUCAGCAGCAAGAAAACAAGUGGAAGAGGGAUCUCAAGAUGGUGAACAGGAUCAGGCCACAGAAGAGGAUACACAACAAAUUGAUCAGGAUCAGUCUGAAGAAGAGGAUGCACAACAGAUUGAUCAGGAUCAGUCUGAAGAAGAGGAUGCACAGGAAAUUGAUCAGGAUCAGUCUGAAGCAGAAGAGGAAUCGCCGGACGUUCAGCAGGAACAGCUGAAAGUCGAAGAGGAAUCACAGGACGUUCAGCAGGAACAGACCGCAGAAGGAAAACAAGGAACAGAAUCUGCAGAAAAACAAGAAGAAGGAGAAGAAACUCAACAAACUAGCCAGGACCAGACCAAAGGAGAAGAAACAAAGGAAUCGGAAGAACAGCAACAGCAACAGCAACAGCAAGUGGUAUCUGGAGAAGACCAAACCCAAGAGGCACUGGCCCAACAGGUUGAAGAUGGCAGCACCGAUGCACAAGCAGAAAACCGUGAAAGUGACGUAACUCAGCAGCAAACUGAGGCACAACCCGCAUCAGACGAGCAGGCAAAGUCACAACCACCCUCACGUCCAACCUCACAACCACCCUCACAGACUCCCUCACAACCACCCUCUCAACCGCCCUCUCGGCCGCAGUCCCAGGCUGCCAUUCCGUCUGACAGUCAGACUAAGACUGAGUCGGGCGAACAGAAAACGGAGGAGGAGAAACCCGAAGACAAGAAAGAUGACACUGCUGAAGGUGCAGAACAGAAAACAGAAGACGCCGCGCCGGAGACGGCCAAAUCGGACGAUGACCCCCAGCAAACGCAGGAAGUGGACAAAACAAACAGCGCUAACAUAGAACCGACCCAGAAGGACGAGGACCAAACAGCCCAGGCCGUCAAGUCCGACUCUAAAGAAGGUGGUGAUACUCAAACAUAGUUUUGAGAUUGUUGUUUGUUUUUGUUGUCUUCGACCCUGUCAAAAAUUUUGAAAAAUAUUCACCGUACUGAAAAAUCAAGUUUCCUUCCAUCUAUUCCAAUCGAUCCAUCCUCUAUUACUUCGGCGUCAGUAAGCUUGACACAUCUUCAUAAUGUUCCAUCUGUGCGAUGGUAUAUAUCAUGUAACUCACAUUCCGUCCAAAGAAAGACUGCUGUUUGAAACAUUGUCACCUGCUUCAUUGUUUUUAAUGUAGUAGGCAAGUUAAUUUAAUACUUUAUACAAAUUGUGUGUGAGGAAAAUGUAUAGCUGUUAAUUAUUGUUAUAUUAUCUUAACUCUGGGAAGAGUUUUUAACUAGUUUUCAGAGGUGUGGAAAUUUGAAAAGUGACUAAUUUACCAGCACAUAAGUUCAUUAACCAAAUAUUGAAAAAAGUAUUAAAUUUUGCAAACUUGUAUGGAAAAAUAGCAGUUAGAAUGGGCUACAGUCCUAAGUAUUUUUGUAUAAAACACUUACACUUAGUUAUGCAAGAAAUAUACUUUUUGUUUGUCAUGUAAAAUAAACUUAUUUUGUUGUUUUCAACAGAUUUCACAUCUACAAAAUGUACAUGUAAACUGCUGAAAGUAUUAAUGGUUUGGGUUUUUAAAAAAAAAAAAUUAUCAGUGUCACUUACACAUUACCAUGUUAGAAAUUGUUAACUGUGCAGUGUUUUCUUUCAUUCUUGUUUAAAAUGCAAUUUUGUUGAAAUAGCAAUAUAACUAUACCAUGACCACCAUAGUGGAAUUAAAUUAAUUAUAUAUUAAAAGACCUUGAAGUAAUUUUGACACAAUAUACACAAAGUCUAAUUAUAUGUGUGAUCUGGUGAAGUUUAAGAUAUUCCCAAGCUUUAAAGGCAUACUGUCACGGAUUUAAGGACCUUAUUUCUCCAAAAGUGGAUAAUAAUGAAAAUUACAUCAGUGUUUGGAAACAAAAUCUGGCUAUUGAAUCACCUUAACUAUGAUGGAGUGAAAUCCAUGUCAAUCCUCUUGGCAGUAUUAAUUUUAAAAUUAUGGACCAUUGCCAUAAUUAAAUUUUUUUCUCUCCAAAAUAUCAUUAAUAAGUGGAGUAUGAUGGUUACGUAGAUUGUUGAAUAAAGUUCAUUUAGGGACAAAUCAAAUACAUAUGUUUUACGUAAUACUUUGUUAGGUCAGUGGUCUGUGACAAUAUGCCUUUAAACUGCUACUUUGCCAAAACUAUUCACUCUCAACUUGGCCAAAAAUGGUUUUGUAAAUAUGAAUGCUGUUUUGUUUUUAUGGUAAUUUAUUUAGUAAAUUAUAAUAAAAAACGGGACAAUAUUUCAAAUCUUUAGGUAACUGCAAGUUGGUUUAUGCGAUUAUCUGUAGUCUGUCUCAUCCUCCUAUAAAAAUGUUAAGAAGAAAAGUAAGUGUUUUGAAAAUAACAGAAAACCCACUAUUUCUAUGUGCAAUUUAGAAAUCAAUUGGCUUGGAAAGAAAUAACUUGUAGUAAGUUCCAUGUAUGAAAAAAAAUGUGUUCCCUGUGGGAAGACGGGCAAUAAUAUUGGUGUAACCAGUUUAUUACUUAAUCCUACCACUCCACAUGUACAACGGUUCUGUCCUACACUGACAUUCAAAAUAUAUUUUAAAUUAGCUGGUUUUUCAAUGAGAUGUUUUUCAAAAUUAACAACUCAUGUGCUAUGGAUCAAGUGUCCAAAAUUCAGCCUAGAAUAGUUUGCAACUUUUAAUUUUAGAACACAACAGUUCAUCAUGUAACCUCUUGGUGGUUUACUUCAUUUUGAAGCUGCAUUACUGACAAUAAAUGAAGGUUUGUGUAAAAUAUUGUGUCCUGCAAAAAGGAAAACUUAAUUUUUACUUCAGUUUCUUCAAUCAGAUUAUAAAACCAGCACACACACACACACCUUUCUUUUCCACAUGAAAGAUAUGUAGUAUUUUAUUUUUUGCUAUGAAUUUGUUUGUUUUUUUACAUUCUCAUUUUUUGUACCACUAUUAACAAUUAUUUCAACUGUGAUAUUGAAAUAUAUAAUUUGUUUAAAAUGCAUUUAUAUAUGUAUGAAAAUAAUAAAGUUGUUAUU